Molecule: messenger RNA, 2896 nt
Organism: Anolis sagrei ordinatus
Lineage: Eukaryota; Metazoa; Chordata; Lepidosauria; Squamata; Anolidae
Gene: KIFAP3
Product: kinesin associated protein 3
Biological process (GO): microtubule-based movement; cilium organization
Cellular component (GO): ciliary transition zone; axoneme; kinesin II complex
Molecular function (GO): kinesin binding
Source: RefSeq, a predicted model, not a curated record
CUGCGCCUGCGCAUGAGGUGACGGCCGGCGCUUGCGCAUCGCGUGCACACUAUUCCUUUUCGCCUUGGCAACAGGGCUGUCUGUCGCCUCGCUUCCCACAGCCGCUGAGUCUCAGUGUUGCUUCUGGCGCGAUGCAAGGGGAGGACGCGCGGUACCUCAAAAGGAAGGUAAAAGGAGGAAAUAUUGAUGUUCAUCCAUCAGAAAAAGCACUUAUUGUUCACUAUGAAGUCGAAGCUACCAUUCUUGGGGAAAUGGGAGAUCCUAUGCUGGGAGAACGCAAGGAAUGUCAAAAAAUUAUUCGGUUGAAGAGUCUCAAUGCAAACACAGACAUUUCUUCCCUGGCUCGGAAAGUGGUGGAGGAAUGCAAGCUUAUUCACCCCUCCAAACUAGCAGAAGUGGAACAAUUGCUCUAUUAUCUACAGAACCGUAGAGAUACUUCAUCUGCAAAAGAAAAAAAAGAAAAAUCCAGUAAGCCAAAAGAUCCACCACCUUUUGAAGGGAUGGAGAUUGAUGAAGUAGCAAAUAUCAAUGACAUGGAUGAAUAUAUUGAGUUACUUUAUGAAGAUAUUCCUGAUAAGGUCCGUGGUUCUGCACUUAUUCUGCAACUGGCCAGAAAUCCUGAUAACUUGGAAGAACUUCUGCUUAACGAAACUGCAUUGGGUGCUUUGGCCAGAGUUCUGCGAGAAGACUGGAAACAAAGUGUAGAACUUGCUACUAAUAUAAUUUAUAUUUUCUUCUGCUUCUCUAGCUUUACUCAGUUUCAUGGACUCAUCACUCACUAUAAAAUUGGAGCUCUCUGCAUGAACAUUAUUGAUCAUGAGUUGAAAAGACAUGAGCUUUGGCAGGAAGAACUCACCAAGAAGAAGAAAGCUGUUGAUGAAGAUCCUGAUAAUCAAACCCUGAAGAAAGAAUGUGAAAAAACUUUUAAGAAGUACCAGGGGCUGGUUGUCAAGCAAGAACAGCUACUUCGAGUUGCUCUUUAUUUGUUGCUGAAUCUGGCGGAGGACACUCGCACUGAGCUGAAGAUGAGAAACAAGAAUAUUGUCCACAUGUUGGUUAAAGCUCUGGACAGAGAUAAUUUUGAAUUGCUGAUACUUGUGGUAUCAUUUUUGAAGAAACUCAGCAUUUUUAUGGAAAACAAAAAUGACAUGGUUGAAAUGGAUAUAGUUGACAAACUAGUGAAAAUGGUGCCCUGUGAACAUGAAGACCUGCUGAACAUCACUCUCCGCCUUUUACUGAACCUUUCUUUUGACACAGGCUUGAGAAAUAAGAUGGUACAAGUUGGUCUUCUUCCAAAACUCACUGCAUUGCUGGGAAAUGAAAGUUAUAAACAAGUGGCCAUGUGUAUCCUGUAUCACAUAAGUAUGGAUGACCGUUUUAAAUCAAUGUUUGCAUACACUGACUGUAUACCUCAGCUAAUGAAGAUGCUGUUUGAAUGUCCUGAUGAACGUGUUGACCUGGAGCUCAUUUCCUUUUGCAUUAACCUGGCUGCUAAUAAGAGGAAUGUACAGCUUAUUUGUGAAGGAAAUGGACUGAAGAUGUUGAUGAAGAGAGCGCUGAAAUUUAAGGACCCCUUAUUGAUGAAAAUGAUUAGGAACAUCUCUCAACAUGAUGGGCCAACCAAAACUUUGUUUAUUGAUUAUGUUGGUGACCUAGCUGCUCAAAUAUCUAAUGAUGAUGAAGAGGAAUUUGUUAUAGAAUGCUUAGGAACUCUGGCAAAUUUGACCCUGCCUGAUUUGGAUUGGGAACUUGUGCUGAAGGAAUAUAAAAUGGUACAAUAUCUCAAAGAUAAAUUAAAGCCAGGUUCUGCAGAAGAUGACCUUGUGUUGGAAGUGGUAAUAAUGAUUGGAACUGUAUCUAUGGAUGACUCCUGUGCAGCACUGCUGGCUAAAUCUGGAAUUAUUCCAGCACUUAUUGAACUCUUAAAUGCUCAACAAGAAGAUGAUGAAUUUGUGUGCCAAAUCAUUUAUGUGUUCUACCAAAUGGUCUUUCAUCAAGCCACAAGAGAUGUAAUCAUCAAGGAGACUCAGGCUCCAGCAUAUCUUAUAGACCUGAUGCAUGAUAAAAAUGCUGAAAUCCGUAAAGUCUGUGAUAAUACACUGGACAUAAUAGCGGAGUACGAUGAGGAGUGGGCUAAGAAGAUCCAGAGUGAAAAAUUCCGGUGGCACAACUCCCAGUGGCUAGAAAUGGUUGAAAGUCGGCAGUUGGAUGAAAAUGAGCAGUAUCUGUAUGGGGAUGAACCUAUUGAGCCCUACAUCCAUGAAGGCGACAUUUUAGAACGGCCUGAUCUUUAUUACAACGCUGAAGGACUGCUAACACAUGAUGGAGUAGUGAGUCCUGAUUUUUACAGUGAUUAUCAUCUUCAGAAUGGAGAUCUUGUGGGUCAGCAUCCUUUCCCUAGCAGUGUUGCAAUGGAUGGAUCUGGCCAGCCUGUGGGUAUCCCAAGUCGCCCGACCACCGCGUAUGGAUAUCGACCAGAUGACCCUUUCUGUUACAACUAUGGAACACGAUAAAACCUUACUGUUACCACUUCGGAGGCUGAUGUAUUAAACUUCUUAUAUCUGUAGCUAAAUUAAGACUUUUUCUUAGUAAUGCAUGAUUCUACUGUUUUAAAGAUCAAUGUGAUACACUCUCUUUAGUAUUCACUGUUCUAGAUAAAUGUUGAUCAUUUAGUUACUCUUACCCACAUUUGUCUGUUGUACAGUUUCUAUCAGAUGUUGGAAACUACUAACUGAAAAGUUAAACACUGUUAUGGUAUGAUGUGAUAUGUUAAUUUAAUUAUUAUUUAAAGCUAAAUAUGUAGUCCGUGGUAUUGACUACCCAGGCUCGCUAGCUGUAUUAACUAGAGUUGUGAAAAUGUUUAUCUUUUUUUUUAAUAAAAUGUACUUGAAAAAGA